CCUAAACCUAGUGAUUCGCAUCUGGGCGGGUUUGCUAGUCUCGGCAGCCCAAAACCCUGCCCUCUUCCUUCUUCCCCCUCUCGCCCCAUUCUCGUUGCAGCCCUGCGAAGAAGAGCGAGGAGAAAAGCUACGAGACGAAUCCAUCCUCUACCUCACGAUUUCUUUGGGCAAAAACAGCGAUGGCCGCGGUGGCUCCCUAAUGGAAAGCGUUUUCCCUCGUCCACUUGUCUUAUCGAGCUCAUGUUCUUGGAACUUAAUGGGUGUAACAGGUUAGUAGAUUUGCUUUUGUUCAAGGAUAAUUGCCACUCAAAUCAGGAAUCACAGAAGAGAAUGACUAGCAAUCCACAAUCUUCAGGGGCACAGCCCCUUAGACCUCCAGUAGUGGGUUCUGCUGGUCCACCACCAAAUUUUGGUGCCUCCAUGCCUGUACAAUAUAGGACAAUGGUUCCAGCCCCACAAUUUGUCCCAGCUGCCUCUCAGCAAUUUAGGCCUGUCCCCCAAGGAAUGCCAGCGCCAAAUAUUUCCAUGCCUGCUGGUCAAACUCAAAUGCCUCAUUUUUCUCAAUCAACACAGCAAUUGCCUCCAAUGUCAGGCCAACCGGGUCAAGUGCCACCAUCAUCCCAAGCAAUUCCAAUGCCAUAUGUUCAAGCAAGUAGACCUAUCUCAUCUGGGCCGUUGCCACCUCAACAAAAUGCUCAAGUGCCAAACAAUGUGCCUAAUCUUCCAGGUGCAGCAAUGCCCCUUUCUUCAUCAUACACGUUUGCAACAUCUUAUGUUCAGGCACCAAAUACCAUAAAUGCUCCAGUUCAGUAUCAACCAGCAACACAGGUGACCCCUUCGAGGACACAAACCUGGGCAACACCUGGAACUCAGAGUGUACCUCUUGUUGCACCUUUGCAUCAGACUGCCCAACAACCUUUGGCUACCUCUGUGACUGUUCCAGCACAAACUGUACAAUCAAAUUCUACAGAACAGAGCUCUUCUGACUGGCAAGAGCACACUGCUGCUGAUGGAAAAAGAUACUAUUAUAAUAAGAAGACUAGGCAAUCUGUCUGGGAGAAACCCCUUGAAUUGAUGACGCCUAUUGAGAGGGCAGAUGCAUCCACUGACUGGAAGGAGUUUACUACCUCAGACGGUCGAAAAUAUUACUAUAACAAGGCCACAAAGCAAUCCAAAUGGACAAUUCCUGAUGAUCUUAAGCUAGCCCGAGAGCAGGCAGAGAACACUGCUGCUAAUCUGACAUCAAAUGAGACUGAAACAACUGCAACUGUUACUUCAACAGUUCAUUCUGCUGAGAUUUCUUCUUCCAAUCCUGUGGCUUCUGCUGUGCCCUUGGUCUCAUCUAAUUCAACGCAAUUGCCAACUAAUUAUGGUGUACAACCAAAUGUUAUGGCAUUAACACCUACAUCUGUAGCAGUUGCAACAAAUUCUGGUAUGACUUCUAGUUCUGUUGGGACAGAACACACAAGCUUGCAAUCUGGAAUUCCUCAACCUCCUCCUGUGAGGGAUCAAUUUUCUAAUGCUGGCGUUGAUGAUACCAUCACUGAAAUUAGGAGUAAUCAGAAUAAAUCACCCUCGACACACAUUGCUAGCUUACCUGAUGGGACUUCUCAGGAUCUUGAGGAAGACAAAAAAACCAUGCCAACUGUUGAGAAAUCGGGCACUCCAACUGAAGAUAAAGAAGUUGAUGAAGAACCCUUGGUUUAUGCUAAUAAGCUGGAGGCAAAAAAUGCUUUCAAGGCUUUACUUGAAUCUGUCAACGUUGAGUCUGAUUGGACAUGGGAGCAGGCAAUGAGGAUUAUCAUCAACGACAAAAGAUACAGUGCUUUGAAAACUCUUGGAGAAAGAAAACAAGCAUUUAAUGAGUAUUUGGGUCAAAGGAAAAAACAAGAGGCUGAGGAGAAGCGGAUCAAACAGAAGAAAGCACGGGAAGAUUUUACAAGAAUGUUAGAAGAAUGCAAGGAACUGACAUCACAGACUCGAUGGGGAAAGGCUAUAUCCAUGUUUGAGGAUGAUGAACGUUUCAGUGCUGUUGAGCGUCCAAGAGAGCGUGAGGAUCUAUUUGAAAGUUAUUUAGUGGAGCUUCAAAAGAAGGAAAGGAUAAAGGCUGCUGAGGAGCAUAAAAGAAAUAUAAUGGAAUACAGAGCAUUUCUUGAAUCCUCUGACUUUAUAAAGGCAAACAGCCAGUGGAGAAAAGUCCAAGACCGUUUGGAGGAUGACGAAAGAUGCUCUCGACUAGAAAAGCUUGACCGGUUGGAAAUUUUUCAGGAAUAUAUUCAUGAUUUAGAGAAAGAGGAGGAGGAGCAAAGGAAGAUACAAAAGGAACAAUUACGGCGUGUGGAACGUAAGAACCGUGAUGAGUUCCGUAGGUUGAUGGAAGAACAUAUUGCUGCUGGAAUUCUUACUGCCAAAACACAUUGGCGUGAUUAUUGUGCACAGGUUAAAGAUUCAGCACCUUACUUAGCAGUGGCAUCAAACUCAUCUGGUUCAACCCCAAAAGACCUUUUUGAAGAUGUUUUUGAGGAACUUCAGAAGCAGUAUCACGAAGAGAAAAUUCAAAUUAAGGAUGCAAUGAAGAUUGGAAAAAUUACUUUGACUUUGUCAUGGACAUUCGAGGACUUCAAAAAUAGUAUUGCAGAUAUUGAUAUCCAGAAAGGAGUAUCUGAGAUAAGCUUGAAACUCGUUUAUGAUGAAUUACUCGAAAGGCUUAGGGAGAAAGAGGAAAAAGAGGCUAAAAAGCGCCAACGUCUUGCAGAUAAUUUCUCUGAUCUGUUAUAUUCAAUCAAGGAAAUUUCUGCAUCUUCCAAGUGGGAGGAGUGCAUAUCACUGUUUGAAGAGAGCCAGGAUUAUAAGUCAAUUUGUGAUGACAAUUUUGCAAAAGAGAUUUUUGAGGGCCAUAUUGCUCAUUUGCAAGAAAAACUGAAAGAAAAAGAGCGCAGGAGGGAAGAAGAAAAGGCAAAAAAGGAAAAAGAAAGAGAAGAGAAAGAGAGAAGGAAGGAGAAAGAGAGAAAGGAGAAAGACAGAGAACGUGAAAAGGAAAAGGGAAAAGACCGAGUUCGAAAAGAAGAAACAGAAAGUGACAUUGUGGAUGUGAUGGAUCGAGAUGGUACGAAGGAUCGGAAACGGGAUAAAGACAAAGAAAAGAAGCACAGGAAGCGCCAUCACAGCACAACAGAUGAUUUAAGCUCUGAUAAGGAUGAGAAAGAGGAGUCUAAGAAGUCCAGGAGGUACAGCAGUAGUGACCGAAAGAAAUCUCGGAAGCAUUCAUAUGGUACUGAUUCUGACACUGAAAAUCGGCACAAAAGGCAUAAGAAAGAUAGAGAUGGAACUCGUAGAAAUGGUGGUUAUGAGGAACUAGAAGAUGGAGAACUUGGAGAGGAUGGGGAAAUUCGUUAGUCCUUUUUACACUUGCUCUUCUAGUUCUAAUUCUGUUUCUUGUUUUCACGUCAAUCUUGAUGAAGUUUGCUAGGAUACUAGUCUGUGGAGAGCUCUAUCUUUACUAAAUGUUACCAAAAGCUGUACCCCCCUUAAUAUUUGGCACAUGAGUGCAUGUAGUAUGCAAGAUUUACUUGUGUAGAUUCCUUGUUCUGCUAAAUUGUUGUCAUUGAUGAAUUUAUCCAUAAUGUAAUUGUUUUCUCAUACUGUU
This is a messenger RNA of Zingiber officinale, 3646 nucleotides long. RefSeq names its product pre-mRNA-processing protein 40A-like. Gene Ontology annotation, biological process: mRNA cis splicing, via spliceosome. Gene Ontology annotation, cellular component: U1 snRNP; U2-type prespliceosome. Gene Ontology annotation, molecular function: RNA binding; protein binding. The record is from RefSeq and is a predicted model, not a curated record. NCBI's taxonomy places the organism in Eukaryota, Viridiplantae, Streptophyta, Magnoliopsida, Zingiberales, Zingiberaceae. The transcript is spliced from 31 exons. The coding region runs from base 241 to 3396 and encodes 1051 amino acids.